AAGACAAUUCUAUCUCGCUUUCUCUUUCACACACACACACACACUUUUCUUUUGCUUUAUUUUUUUUUUUUUGCAGGCGAUGGGUUAAUUCAUGUCCACACCCUCUUCUUUCACUUAUCCUCUUCCACCCUAAUCUCCUUGCUAACUUACGCAUGAUCCAUCAUUACCGUUAACCCUAACCCCUUUCUUCUCCACCUCCUCAUACAAUUUUGUUACAUAAAGUACACUUUUGACGGAGCAAAUUUAGAAACAGUACAAGAAAAGAUGGAGUUUGAUGAACACGAAGAACACGAGGAUGAAAUCGUUGGAAUUCAGCUGCCAGUGCCACCGGUGAAAACCACCGGUGGCGGUGGGUACCGGUAUAAGGAGUGUUUAAAAAACCAUGCUGUAGGCAUUGGCCGUCAAGCGGUGGACGGAUGCGGAGAGUUUAUGGCGGCAGGAGAAGAAGGUACACUAGACGGGCUAAAAUGCGCCGCCUGUAACUGCCAUAGGAAUUUUCAUCGCAAAGAGGUAGAAGGUCAACAACGAGAUAAUCAACAUAUUCAACACCAGCAUCAUCAUCAUCAUCAUCAACCGCAGUAUAUCACUGCAGCACCGUACAACUACCACCAGCGGCCGGCAGGAUACCUGCACAUGAAACCGGUUCCUUCCUCCGUUCACCAGCAGCGUCCGCUAGCUCUGCCGUCGUCCGCAUCGAGAGAAGAUCUGGAGGAGAAUUCAAACCCUAGCUCUAGCGGUGGUGGUGGUGGUUCUGGUUCGAGAAAGCGGUUCCGAACGAAAUUUACAACAGUUCAAAAGGAGCAGAUGCUGGCGUUUUCGGAGACGUUAGGGUGGCGUAUUCAGAAGCAAGAUGAGGCUGCCGUACAACAGUUUUGUGCUGAAACAGGUGUGAAAAGGCAUGUUCUUAAGGUCUGGAUGCACAAUAACAAGCACACAAUUGGUAAGAAACCCUAAUUAGUUUCAACAACAACAAAAAUUACAGAAAUUAAUCUCGAUCUGGUUUUAGAUUAGCUAGCUAGCUAGUAAUUUUGUUUUAAUUUCUAUCAUCAUUAUGAUUGACCGUGAUCUUUUAAUUAAUUAACUUGAAUGUUCAUUAAUCGUUUGAUAA
Molecule: messenger RNA, 1108 nt
Organism: Helianthus annuus (common sunflower)
Lineage: Eukaryota; Viridiplantae; Streptophyta; Magnoliopsida; Asterales; Asteraceae
Product: zinc-finger homeodomain protein 1
Exons: 1
Coding region: 265-954 (229 amino acids)
Biological process (GO): regulation of developmental process; regulation of DNA-templated transcription
Cellular component (GO): nucleus
Molecular function (GO): transcription cis-regulatory region binding; DNA-binding transcription factor activity
Source: RefSeq, a predicted model, not a curated record